AUGGUUGACGGGACACCGCAGCGGCAUUAAGAGAACCCGUGGGGGGUGCUGUGGUGUAAUGGCGGCAGAGGGCUGAUGAAAACAUCAGAGAUGCCAGUUUAGUGGAUAAGAGGAAACAUUUGGUGAUUGGAAAGGAUUAUAGGAUUACUGACACAGAUGACUGACUCUCUCACGUCAUCAUCAUUCUGUCUCCCUCCCCCGCUCCAGGGCAUCUGUUUUUGUCUCUGUGACAUGCACUCUGGGACGCUUUUUGCACCGAAGAGGAGUUCUUUCCGAGCAAAGGUGCCACAAUGCUGACUUCGUGUAAACAUCAAGUGAAGUGCACUUAAAUACUCACAUGAGAGGUUCCUGGUCUCUCCAAGAAGCAUGAGUCCCCUGUUCUUUAUCCUUCUUGGACUCCUUCUCACAUUUUGUCCACCUCCUUAUCUUUUCCCCUCCGUGGCGUGUUUGCGACUGUGCCCUCGUCAGUGCCUUUGUCACGAACACACUGACCUGGUGGACUGUAACAGCCAGGGCCUCGAGCACGUUCCCAGGGGUCUCCCACACGGCACCUGGCUGCUUGAGCUGGGAGGCAACAACCUGAGCGAGAUUUGCACCCGGGCCUUCAGUGGGCUGUGGUCCUUACGAGUGUUAUUGUUGGCCCACAGUCAGAUACGGGACAUUCAGCCACAGGCGUUCUUCUCACUGUCCUACCUGGAGAAGUUGGAUCUCAGCUGGAACCAGCUCACGAGCCUCCCUGCUGACUUCUCCACAAGUCUGUCUGCUGUCAGGAAUCUGCGACUUCAACACAACCGCCUAUGUCAUCUGUCUGCAUUCAGCUUUGAGUACCUGGACAACAUGGAGAAACUGGACCUCAGUCAUAACUGUUUAGUGUCAGUUGGCCCCGGUGUGUUCAGGGGCCUCUCGAGACUCAGACAACUCUACAUGCACAACAACAGACUGGCUGUCCUGCAACAAGGGAGCCUUGACAUGAUGCCUGCACUCGAGGUGCUCCAGCUGAGUCAGAACAACAUCUCUCAGAUCGACACCAAUGCUCUGGCGUCUCUCUACAGCCUGGCAGUUCUCGCCCUGGGGGGAAACAACCUGCGUCACUUGAAAUUCAAAACCUUGCUCAGUCUGCACACAACUGCUACACACAUCCAACUGGCAGGUAACCCCUGGAGCUGCGACUGCGACCUGCACCGCGUCUUCAGCAAGAUCCUGCACGUCCGUCAUCUCCACGUCGACGACUACUCCAACGUGACCUGCCACGACCCGCCGCAGCUGUCUGGGGCUUCACUGGCUUGGGUGGACAGCCGGCUGUGCAUCGCAGAAACCGCCACCGUGCUCGUCAUCACCGUCACCGUGCUGGUCACGGUGGUGGCGGCCGUGGUCAUGGCGGAAAGGAACAGGAAGAGGAACAACGGCAAGAGUUGGGACACGGAGCCCCAGAACCAAAGUCACAGUCCUCCAUCAUGAGAAGAUCAAGAUAAUAAUACUGCAAUACUGCUACUCAUGUACUACAAACCAAUAUUGUAUUCAAUAUUCUAUAUACAAAGAAUCUCCAUUACGCUGAUCGCAGGCUACCGGUCGAUCGUGGAGGGCGUGUCAGUCGAUUGCCAGCCAAGCAUUAAAAAAAAAUAGACCUAAAAAGUAGCGAUCAUCAUUAUUCACUAAGACAUCGCUCGAUUGACAUUCACGGCACCUGAGGAUCCUGUGAGAUGACGCUGGCUGCUGCGACAUUAUUAAGAAAAAAUGACCGACAGGAAGGCGAGAAACACUUUUUUUAUUCACUCUCGCGCCGUACCUGCUGUCAAAACUCUAGAGACCGACUGCACGGUUCCUGUCUUCACAAUAAAAGCCCUGCCUCAUCCUACCUGCGCUAACAAAAUAAGAGUCUCAGAAAGCAGAAAGCUGGCGUGUACAAGCUAACAAGCUGCGGAGUUUUCUGCCAAUGUAUUUCUUGUAAAGGGUAUAAAAACAAAUAUGGAAGCUGGACUAAAAAGAUGCCAAAAACCAAACAUUUUCAUGUGGUUUUGGACAAAGGAGGAUUUUUUUUCUCCUUCAUUCAAAAAUGUGGACAUUGUCAACACUGUCUGAUUCCAAUCAAUGCAAGUCAUCAGAAUCAGGUAAUACACCAACUUAUAUUCUUGUCUUCAUGAAAGAAAGGAAUCUAUAUGUGUUAAACAUGCUUGUAUUAUCAUUAAACACUUAACUUGUUAACAAAAAUGUCUCUUCC
Molecule: messenger RNA, 2218 nt
Organism: Nerophis ophidion (straightnose pipefish)
Lineage: Eukaryota; Metazoa; Chordata; Actinopteri; Syngnathiformes; Syngnathidae
Product: insulin-like growth factor-binding protein complex acid labile subunit
Exons: 6
Coding region: 367-1458 (363 amino acids)
Cellular component (GO): plasma membrane; extracellular matrix
Molecular function (GO): protein binding
Source: RefSeq, a predicted model, not a curated record